GAAAAAAGUACAAAUAUCUAUGGUGCAUUGUGAAUCAGAUUCACGUCAGUCAAUCAGAUAAGUCAAUAAAAAUAAGAUAUAUUUGGAGUUUCGUUUGAAAAAUUUUGGAAAAUGGCAAAGAAUACUUCCAGUUCUGCAUUUAGAAAAAUAGAUAUAGAUCAAUACAACGAAGACAAUUUUAAAGAAGAUGAAGCUGAACUAUCCGGACCGACUGGACCAGACGAAAGCGAAGUCUGCGCACUGCUUAAUCAAGGUCGGUAUAUAGAAGCUUUAAGAGUGGUAUUAAAUAAUGCCCCACUUGGAUCAUCAAACCAACAAGUAAAAGACAAUGCACUAGCUCUAACGUUGAAAGUGCUACUGGCAAUAAAAUCUGCACAAAUAGAAGAAGUUGUUGGGAAGUUACAUCUAGAUGAUAUUGAUGUACUGAUGAAGUACAUUUACAGAGGAUUUGAAUGCCCUUCAGAGGGUUCCAGUGGUCAUCUUCUUCUAUGGCAUGAGAAAGCUUAUAACAUUGGAGGAUUUGGUUCUAUUGUGAGAGUGCUGUCAGAUAGAAUGCGGGUAUAACUUUUGUAAAGUAAACAAUAGGGUUUUUGAGUAUGUUUUGUUUUGCGCAUUAUUUAACAUGUAACUCCAAUUAAUACAAAAAAGAAGUGCUAUUUACAGAAGGAAUUCAUUUUUCAAAACAAGAAAUAUGACCAUAAUUCAUAUUCUAAAUGUAGGUAUGUACAGGAGGGGCAUGAAGUGGGGAUAUUGCUCCAUCUCUUUCUUACGCACACAUCAUAAUUCCCAAUGACAUCAUAUCCAAGUAUUUCAUACUUUUUCUGUUUUUUAAUUACCCCUACCACCUAAUUUAAAAUGCUUAUAACUUGUGGAAUUUCCACCAGAUUUUAAUGAUUCCUUCUGUUAAGAAUUUUUAUGGCAUAUUUUAUAAAGUUUAAACAAAAAUAAGUUAAAUACCCUAUUUUGCUGUACACUUUUAAUUUUUAUGAAGUAAAAAAUUCUUUGUACUAUUAUAAUACAGUUUAUAAAAGAAUGAAAAGUGAAGCAUGGUGUGUAAAGACUAAAGAUACAUAUGUUACGUAAAUAAAUUCAUAAAUUAUAAGGAAAA
This is a messenger RNA of Manduca sexta (tobacco hornworm), 1108 nucleotides long. It is a transcript of the gene Arpc5, whose product is annotated as actin-related protein 2/3 complex subunit 5-B. Gene Ontology annotation, biological process: regulation of actin filament polymerization; Arp2/3 complex-mediated actin nucleation; cell migration. The record is from RefSeq and is a predicted model, not a curated record. Gene Ontology annotation, molecular function: actin filament binding. Lineage: Eukaryota; Metazoa; Arthropoda; Insecta; Lepidoptera; Sphingidae. The coding region runs from base 112 to 564 and encodes 150 amino acids. The transcript has 3 exons. Gene Ontology annotation, cellular component: actin cytoskeleton; cytoplasm; Arp2/3 protein complex.